GUAGAAGGUGGAGACGCGGGAGGUCUCAACACUCGCGAAAAGGAUUCAAACUCCGGGAUCGACGACCGUUUUUAAAAUAUUCUGAUCGAGUACUAAACCGCGAUGGACGACGAGGAGGGUUCGUCGAGUUCGGGUCCGAUGUCGUCCCUGAACAGUUUGUUCUCGUUCACAAGUCCGGCGGUAAAGAAACUGCUGGGAUGGAAGCAGGGCGACGAGGAGGAAAAAUGGGCCGAGAAGGCGGUCGACUCACUUGUGAAGAAACUGAAGAAACGAAAGGGCGCGAUCGAGGAGCUCGAGCGAGCUCUGAGCUGCCCUGGGACGCCUAGCAAGUGUGUGACGAUACCUCGGAGCCUCGACGGACGGCUCCAAGUCUCGCACCGGAAGGGCCUGCCGCACGUAAUCUACUGCCGGGUGUGGCGAUGGCCGGACCUGCAGUCGCACCACGAGCUCAAACCCCUCGAGCUCUGCCAGUACCCCUUCUCGGCGAAGCAGAAGGAGGUCUGCAUCAACCCAUACCACUACAAACGCGUCGAAAGUCCGGUUCUCCCGCCCGUCCUGGUCCCCCGACACUCCGAGUUCGCCCCGGGCCACUCGCUCCUUCCGUUCCAGCAGCUUCCGGAGCCGACAAUGCCGCACAACGUCUCCUACUCUUCGAGCGGUUUCAACUCGGGGACGGGCGUCGGCGUGAACCCGACGUCCCCGCUCUCCUCCGUCGGUUCGGUGCCCAGUCCGGGCAGCACGACAUCGCCCAACCCGCAGAGUCCUUACGGCAGUAACGGCCUGCCGGAAACACCACCGCCGGCUUACUCCCCCCCGGAAGACGGCUCGCAACACGGACAGUCACCGCCUCCGGACGCCUCGGCGAUGGACACGAGUGGCUCCGCCGAGGUAGCACCCGUUUCGUACCAGGAGCCACCGUACUGGGCAUCGAUAGCCUACUACGAGCUGAACUGCAGGGUCGGGGAGGUCUUCCACUGCCAGUCGCACUCCGUUAUCGUCGACGGAUUCACCAAUCCGAGCAACAAUUCUGACCGGUUUUGCCUCGGACAGUUGUCGAAUGUAAACAGAAAUUCGACCAUUGAGAAUACCAGGAGGCACAUAGGAAAAGGGGUUCACCUUUACUACGUAGGCGGCGAGGUGUACGCCGAGUGUCUAUCCGAUUCAGCCAUUUUUGUACAGUCCAGGAAUUGUAAUCACCAUCACGGAUUUCAUCCCAGCACCGUAUGCAAAAUACCCCCAGGAUGCUCGUUGAAGAUAUUCAACAAUCAGGAGUUCGCACAGUUACUGUCGCAGAGCGUUAAUCAUGGAUUUGAGGCCGUCUAUGAGCUGACCAAAAUGUGCACUAUCAGGAUGUCCUUCGUCAAGGGUUGGGGUGCUGAAUACCAUCGCCAAGAUGUCACCUCGACUCCGUGCUGGAUCGAAGCGCAUCUUCACGGUCCUCUUCAGUGGCUAGAUAAAGUUUUAACCCAAAUGGGUUCUCCCCACAACGCAAUAAGUUCCGUGUCGUAGACGUUAUUCGAAACUUGUCGUUUGCACGCGUUCGGCGAAGUAAUCGCAUGCGUAUCCGGUCAGAGAAACGCCGCCUAGACUUCCGUCAUCCUUAGAAAUUUAUUUUCCAAAUACCCUAACUGAUAGAAAGAAACUAAUGAUGAUCCUCCAGUGAGUACGUGGUGUGACGGAAAUAGAAAAAAGGAAAAAUCACAGAUCAAUGACGCGCCAAUGAGUAAUUGAAAUUAACUUUACAAUUUUAUUCAAUUAUAUAGUAUAUAUGAUAGGGCAUAAGAUAUAUAAAAAGAGAAACAA
Messenger RNA from Diprion similis, 1803 nucleotides. It is a transcript of the gene Mad, whose product is annotated as protein mothers against dpp. The record is from RefSeq and is a predicted model, not a curated record. Bases 103 to 1509 code for a protein of 468 amino acids. Gene Ontology annotation, cellular component: heteromeric SMAD protein complex. Gene Ontology annotation, molecular function: I-SMAD binding; DNA-binding transcription factor activity, RNA polymerase II-specific; RNA polymerase II cis-regulatory region sequence-specific DNA binding. Gene Ontology annotation, biological process: cell differentiation; anatomical structure morphogenesis; transforming growth factor beta receptor signaling pathway. NCBI's taxonomy places the organism in Eukaryota, Metazoa, Arthropoda, Insecta, Hymenoptera, Diprionidae. The transcript is spliced from 2 exons.